UAAAAGUACCCGGCGGUGUGAUAAUAGCAUCUGUUAACAGAUCCAUAGCGAGAUCAAUAGUUCACUAGUACGUUGACGGUCGCCGUUCAGUGCGUUUGUUACUUUUAAUUAGCGAGUAAUGGUUUUGCCUAGCCGUCAGUUGUUUUUGAGCCAGCGUCUCGUGACGGAGGAUGGAGUGUCAGACGGUGGCGUCCUCGUCGAUGAAAAUGGCGUUAUCGAAAAGAUUGUCACCCGAGCGCAGGCCGACAAACUUGUACAAGAGAUCGAUGGAAAGAUAAAGGUGAUCGAUGGAGGGUCACUGGCGCUGUUGGCAGGCGUAGUGGAUUCCCAUGUGCACGUGAACGAACCAGGUCGCACAGCUUGGGAAGGGUUCCGGACUGCAACCACCGCCGCCGCGGUUGGCGGCAUCACCACCAUCGUUGACAUGCCUCUAAAUUCCAUACCGCCUACUACUACCGUCGAAUACUUGAAAACCAAGGCAUCGUCAGCCAAAGGCAACGUUUACGUUGACGUCGGUUUCUGGGGAGGCGUUAUUCCUGGAAAUCAGGACUCGCUGAAAGACCUGGUGAAGGCGGGCGUAGUGGGAUUUAAAUGCUUCCUGUGUCCCAGCGGCGUUGACGAGUUUCCAAACGUAGACGCCGCCGAUCUGGAGAAGGCAUUUAAGGCUUUAGAAGGAACGGGAUCUUUGUUAGCUUUCCACGCUGAAAUGGAAGAUGAAAAACCUAAAAGUGGCAACAAGAAAAAGUUAAAAAAAGAUCCCGAAGAAUAUUCAACGUAUCUCGAGUCACGCCCUCCGAUUAUGGAACUGAAUGCUAUUACAUUAAUUACGAAGUUAUUACAAAAUACAAAAGUGCGCGUGCACAUAGUGCAUGUGUCAUCGGCCAGCGUGGUGCCGCUACUGGAAGAAGCCCGCGUAGCGCGCCGCGCAGCCGGGCAUGAAGGCUGGCGCGCCGGCGUCACCGCUGAGACCUGCCACCAUUACCUCACCUUCAGUGCCGACCAGAUACCCAGAGGACGCAGCGAGUACAAGUGUGCGCCGCCGAUCAGGGAUCUGGACAACAAAGAAAAAAUAUGGGAAUAUCUAUUAGAAGACAAAUUGGAUCUGGUCGUCUCGGACCACUCACCAUGCACCCCUGAACUGAAAACGUCGAACAAUUUAGAAGCCUGGGGUGGCAUUUCGUCUGUCCAGUUUGGUCUGUCACUCUUCUGGACUGCGGCGAGUUCCCGCAAGCUUAGUCUGCCGUCCAUCAGCAAAUACCUGAGCGCAGGCCCGGCCCGGCUGUGCGGCCUGCAGGACCGCAAGGGCGCCCUAAAGCCUGGGCUUGAUGCCGAUCUUGUGUUCUUUGACCCUGAGGCCACGUUUACAGUUACUGCUGAAUCCGUGCGGCACAAAAAUAAGCUAACUCCAUACAUCGGCAGGGAGCUACGAGGGGUGGUAAAAGAAACAUACCUGCGAGGGCGACUCAUUUACGGCAACGGGGACAUCACGGGAGGGCCUAGUGGAGAGCUGCUGUUGAACAAAUUUUAAGAAGACUAAUAGAUGUUUGGAACGUUAUUUUUUAAACUUAAUACUUUGUUUGAUUUUAUCCCACUAAGUACGGUAUCUUGGCUCUUUUAGAAAAUUAACCUUUAUAGCCCUUAACUUUUGGGUAUCUACCGGAAAGGCGUGAACACAGUUUUUGUUUGGCCCUAAAAUAUAGCAAUAAUUCUUAUUCUACUAUUUAUACCUUAAGAUGUAGUGUAUGAUUGUUAUUCUAAAUUAUCCAAAUAUAAUUUACGCUGCACAGAUGUUCGAAAUCAACUCUUUCAAAAUAGUAGAAACGCGUUAUUUUAAAUAGUAUUAAACGUUUCUUUUUGUUUCGAAUUCCAGGCUACUUGAACAGCCGUGUCAAUUGGCUAUAGGCAAAGUUAGGCUAAGUACCUAUGACCAGAAAAUACAUAUGUAGGUAUACAUGAGGUAUAAGUACAUAUAUAACAAAUUAAUAAUAUAUAUCCUACAGGACCGGCAUAGAUACUUGACGUAGUAGGUGCUUAAUAUAUACGAUUGGAUGCCAAUCUGCACGCCUCUCCGGUGUUGGUGUUCGGGGGGGGAUCAGAGGGCCUACCGCGGAAAUCUAUUUCAUCAUCGGCUUCUCUAUCAUCGUCAUCACUGACAGACAGACGAACCCUAAUAAUUGUGAUGGUAUGAA
Messenger RNA from Cydia splendana, 2189 nucleotides. RefSeq names its product allantoinase-like. Bases 119 to 1528 code for a protein of 469 amino acids. The record is from RefSeq and is a predicted model, not a curated record. The transcript has 10 exons. Gene Ontology annotation, cellular component: cytoplasm. Lineage: Eukaryota; Metazoa; Arthropoda; Insecta; Lepidoptera; Tortricidae. Gene Ontology annotation, molecular function: zinc ion binding; cobalt ion binding; allantoinase activity. Gene Ontology annotation, biological process: allantoin catabolic process; purine nucleobase catabolic process.